Molecule: messenger RNA, 2557 nt
Organism: Salvelinus namaycush (lake trout)
Lineage: Eukaryota; Metazoa; Chordata; Actinopteri; Salmoniformes; Salmonidae
Product: gephyrin
Exons: 25
Coding region: 1-2391 (796 amino acids)
Biological process (GO): postsynaptic neurotransmitter receptor diffusion trapping; glycine receptor clustering; Mo-molybdopterin cofactor biosynthetic process
Cellular component (GO): dendrite; postsynaptic membrane; cytoplasm
Molecular function (GO): molybdopterin molybdotransferase activity
Source: RefSeq, a predicted model, not a curated record
AUGGCGUCAGACGGGAUGAUUUUAACAAACCACGACCACCAAAUCCGUGUCGGAGUCUUGACAGUGAGUGACAGCUGUUUUAGGAACCUGGCAGAGGACCGCAGUGGAAUCAACCUCAAAGACCUCGUGCACGACCCCUCCCUGCUGGGAGGCUUUAUUUCAGCCUAUAAGAUCGUGCCAGAUGAAAUUGAUGAGAUUAAGGAGACUCUGGUGGACUGGUGUGAUGAGAAAGAACUCAAUCUCAUCUUGACAACCGGGGGGACCGGCUUUGCUCCCCGUGAUGUCACACCUGAGGCUACAAGAGAGGUGAUAGAGCGAGAGGCUCCAGGGAUGUCUCUGGCCAUGCUGAUGGGUUCUCUCAACGUCACACCACUAGGCAUGCUCUCCAGACCCGUGUGCGGCAUCCGUGGCAAGACACUUAUCAUUAACUUACCAGGGAGCAAGAAGGGUUCACAGGAGUGUUUCCAGUUCAUCCUGCCCGCGCUGCCCCACGCCAUUGACCUGCUCCGGGACGCCGUGGUCAAGGUGAAGGAGGCAGUGGACGAGCUGGAGGACCUCCCUUCGCCCCCGCCUCCCCUCUCACCACCCCCCAAUAGCUCGCCGCGGCGCCAGACGGAAGACAAGGGCGUGCAGUGCGAGGAGGAGGACGAUGAGAAGAAGGACAGCGGUGUGGCGUCCACUGAGGACUCCUCGUCCUCGCACAUCACCGCCGCCUCCAUCGCCGCCAAGAUCCCAGACAGCAUCAUCUCCAGGGGUGUCCAAGUCCUCCCUAGAGACACAGCCUCUCUGAGCACCACGCCCUCCGAGUCGCCCCGUGCCCAGGCCACCUCGCGCCUCUCCACCGCCUCCUGCCCCACGCCCAAAGCGCGGCUCCCCUCCUGUUCAUCCACCCUAAGCAUUGCUGAGGCCUCACGGAGAGAGUUCAGGGCUCACCUGGAUGAGGUCAUCACGCUCAAGUCAAGGUACUCUACCUUGGACCAGCUCCAGUGUAGGUUGGAGGGGCUUAAAGAUGAUCGCAGGAGCCAUAGGACCUUCAGCUCUCGAGUGCAGUCACGAUGCAGCAGCAAAGAAAAUAUCCUAAGAUCAAGUCACAGUGCGGUGGACAUCACCAAGGUGGCCCGGAGACACCGCAUGUCCCCGUUCCCCCUCACCUCCAUGGACAAGGCCUUCAUCACUGUGCUAGAGAUGACCGCCAUCCUGGGUACUGAGAUCAUCAACUACAGAGAUGGGAUGGGUCGAGUCCUGGCUCAGGACGUUUAUGCCAAAGACAACCUGCCCCCGUUCCCCGCCUCUGUCAAGGAUGGUUAUGCUGUAAGAGCGGCUGACGGUCCAGGCGACCGUUUCAUCAUCGGAGAGUCCCAGGCUGGAGAACAGCCCACCCACACAGUGAUGCCAGGCCAGGUGAUGAGGGUGACGACGGGGGCUCCUAUCCCCUGUGGGGCGGACGCCGUGGUGCAGGUGGAGGACACAGAGCUGCUCCGCGAGUCUGAGGACGGCACCGAGGAGCUGGAGGUGCGGAUCCUCGUCCAGGCCCGCCCAGGACAAGACAUCAGGCCCAUAGGUCAUGACAUCAAGCGUGGGGAAUGUGUCCUGUCCAAGGGAACUCACAUGGGCCCCUCUGAGAUUGGCUUGCUGGCCACCGUAGGGGUCACCGAGGUGGAGGUGCAGAAGUUCCCCGUGGUGGCUGUCAUGUCCACAGGCAACGAGUUGUUGAACCCAGAGGACGACCUCCAUCCAGGGAAGAUCAGGGAUAGUAACCGCUCCACACUGCUCGCUACCAUCCAGGAGCACGGAUAUCCCACCAUCAACCUGGGCAUCGUGGGAGACAACCCAGACGACCUCCUGAACGCCCUGAACGAGGGCAUCAGCCGUGCUGACGUCAUCAUCACCUCUGGAGGGGUGUCUAUGGGAGAGAAGGACUAUCUGAAACAGGUGCUGGAUAUUGAUCUGCAUGCUCAGAUCCACUUUGGACGAGUCUUCAUGAAACCAGGUCUCCCGACAACGUUCGCCACGUUGGACAUGGACGGUGUUCGUAAACUCAUCUUUGCCCUCCCAGGUAAUCCCGUGUCUGCUGUGGUGACAUGUAACCUCUUUGUUAUCCCCGCCUUAAGGAAGAUGCAGGGGAUCCUGGACCCACGGCCCACCAUCAUCAAAGCCAGGUUGUCAUGUGACGUAAAGUUGGAUCCUCGCCCUGAGUACCACCGCUGCAUUCUGACAUGGCACCACCAGGAGCCUCUGCCAUGGGCCCAGAGCACAGGUAACCAGGUGAGCAGCAGGCUGAUGAGCAUGCGCAGCGCCAAUGGUCUCCUGAUGCUACCUCCAAAAACAGAGCAAUAUGUGGAGCUGCACAAGGGAGAGGUGGUCGACGUCAUGGUCAUCGGCCGGCUAUGAUGUCAUCAAAGGGGGACGUUGAGAUGGCUUCAUAGAGAGAGAGGGUUCAAAUGGGUGUUUCACGGUGCAUGUCCACAUAUCAUUGACUAUUCUGUAAUAUGCAACGGCACAGCUAGUUUUUAUUGAUUUGGAUAACGUUGAGGUAUAGUCAACAUCUCGAUCACAA